AUGCAGCCGCGUGAGAGCUAUGGGCUAUCACUCGAACAGUUCGAGGCUGCGGAAGAACAAGUGCAGGAGGAUCAGCUAGACGCGAAAUUCGAGCAAGAAGUGAACGAACUCGAUGAUCUUGCACAGAGAGCCUCUUCCUUUCAUGAUCAGUCAGUGGAGCUGUACAAGAAGAUUGAGAGCGAGAUGGAGUUCAACCAAAGACUCAUGCAUGCGAUCAAGAAUGCGAUGCCAGAGAUCGACGCCAUGCAGAGGAAGCCCUCUGAGAGGACCAACAACGUGGCUGCGAUGGGACUAAUGAGCCGACAGGAAGUCGAUACGAUGGACACAUGGGAUGACAUGCAGACAAGCUACUUCCCCGCGGAGAUCGGUAGCUCUCCUGUUCACGCCAUGCCGAGGAUGGGCAGGGAAGGCGGGAAGAUGUUGCAUGAAAGCCUGCGAGCCGGGUCGUCGAUUCCUCACCUUAGAGGAGGAGGAAACGUCCUGGCGUUGGCAGAGGAGAAGCCCUACACAAGUCAGGAGAGGAAGCUCAACAGGCGUCUCUGCAAGGCCGUUGGCAACGGAAACGAGACAGCGAUCCGAUCGCUCAUCAAGGAGGGUGCGGAUCCAAACUACAAGGGAUGCUCCCCUCUAGGGUUCAGCGUGAUGCAUGAAGCCGUGAACAGCAAGCAGAUCCGAAGCGUCGAAGUUCUUCACUCGCUGGGAGCAGACGUGACCGUAAGAGACUCUCUCGGCUGGAACCUCCUGCAUCAGGCGGCGAACAACGGAGACAUGGAGAUGUGCGUCAAGCUUGCCAAGAUGGGGGUCUCUGUGGACACGAAGAACAAUGCUGGAAGGACGCCGUCGACCGUCGCCAAGACAGCUGGAGCGCGAGAGUGCUACAAGCAGCUGAUGCAGAUGGAGAUGGACUUCAUCAAGAGCAAGGCGCAAAGGCCUGUGGAGGAGGAGGAGGACGAUGACGAUGUGAGUGAAGCUGAUCGCGUUGAUGUCUUGACCUUGUCUCACCCUCGUUACCAGGACGAGGAGGACGACGACGAGGACCAAGAGGAGGCACAGCUGAAAAAGCAGCUGGAGGAGGAGCGUGCGGAGCAGGAGAAAAAGUUGGCGCAGAAGAAGUCGAGCAGCAAGCAGAAGCAGUAG
This is a messenger RNA of Guillardia theta CCMP2712, 1137 nucleotides long. RefSeq lists its product as hypothetical. Gene Ontology annotation, molecular function: protein binding. The record is from RefSeq and is a predicted model, not a curated record. The transcript has 11 exons. The coding region runs from base 1 to 1137 and encodes 378 amino acids. NCBI's taxonomy places the organism in Eukaryota, Cryptophyceae, Pyrenomonadales, Geminigeraceae.